Macadamia integrifolia is the source of this 3955-nucleotide messenger RNA. RefSeq names its product probable inactive leucine-rich repeat receptor-like protein kinase At3g03770. NCBI's taxonomy places the organism in Eukaryota, Viridiplantae, Streptophyta, Magnoliopsida, Proteales, Proteaceae. The transcript has 8 exons. Gene Ontology annotation, molecular function: protein binding; ATP binding; protein kinase activity. Bases 1178 to 3535 code for a protein of 785 amino acids. The record is from RefSeq and is a predicted model, not a curated record. Gene Ontology annotation, biological process: protein phosphorylation.
AAGUAAGAUCUCUUCUACUGUUCUACAAUUACAAACAUCUAGUCAAAGAUUAUAAAAGUGGAAGAUUAGAUCAGAUGUUGCAGAGAAAGAAUAAAGUAAUUCUUCUUCUUCUGUGCAAAUCUUGCUUUUGCUUUCGCCAGUUGCCUUCAACAAUGGAGUCUGUUAGACUGUUUGAGUCUCAAGUUUCAACUUUCAAAAGCAUAAUUGCGAAGAAGCAAAUGAUAAGCUGCUCAUGAAAGGAAAAAAAAAGCAUCAUUAUCUGUACUUUGUCGCAUUCCGACUUCCAACGCCGUGAAUUUCCGGGUCCAUCAUCACGAAAGUUCUUCUCUCAUUGUCUUGAUCCGUGAUUUUUAAAUGUCCUCGUCUUCGUCUUUGAAAGCAACUGAUCUCUUCUAAACCAUCGCUGUCGGAUUCUGGUGCUCAUCCCAUUUGCGAGCCCGUGACAUAUCUGACAAAUUUGUGGAUGCAAACGAUGCUAUUGAAUCUGGAAAAUGCGUGGAUGCUGUUUCUGUUUCAGGUUUCUCGCGAUCUAACUUUCCUUAGAUGCAAUGUGGUUUGGCUUUCUUUAUGGAUUCCAGCAUGAGAGGGUGUGUCGAUGCAAAUGAUUGGAGUUGGUUCAGUGCGGAUCUAGAUGUUCUUGUUUUCGUAUUUAUGGAAGAGUUCGUCGAGAGCUCUUGGGAAUCCCGUUUCUUAUGAAACGAAUGCCGCGGGAUUCGUUCUUCUCAGCUCAAAAACCUCAACAUAUCUUUUGUAGUUUGGUUUAUUUCUGAACUCGAAGGAAAAGUUGGAAGAUCGAUUAGAAACAAGCUUGUGAAGUUUGGAUGAGAUUACUGGAAGUGUUAAUUCAGCUUGUUGAACUCAAAUCAGUCUCCACUCUCGAGUGCUCCUGACAACGAUUGUGACUGCGAAUUUUGAGAAUCUAAUCCAGUUCCUUUUUGGCUUCCUGGUAGGGAAGACUUCGUGGACCACGAACUAAGCACGCCUGCGUUCCUGAGUUGUGCCGAGUUCCGGUAAUGGAGAUGCUCAUGGCUUCAAUGUUCUCUUUUAAUACGUCUUGGAUGAAAACCAGUUUUAAAAUCGGUACAUUUGUAACCAGGUCUCGUUUUCAAUCUUAGAUCGUCUUUAAUCCCAUUUAUAGCCUUCUCAACCGCUUGUUUAUUCCACUGCUCCAGCGCCCAUGGCUCAAGUACUCCACCCUUCAUACCCUCUUGUCCUGUUCUUUGUUAUUCUUUCGUUUCGUUAUUCAAAUCAACUACAAUCUUCUCAUGCUCAGACCCUUUUCAGAAUUCAAGGGCUUUUGAAUUUUCCAACUGUUUUAAGCAGCUGGAAUGGCAACACGGAUUUCUGCAACACCGACCCAAGUCCGAAUCUAACUGUUGUCUGCUACGAAGAUAGCAUAACCCAGCUCCAUAUAAUUGAGAGCAAGGGGACUCCACCACUGCCUCAGAAUUUCUCGAUAGAUUCUUUCUUCACCACACUUGUUAGGCUUCCGAGCUUGAAAGUCUUGUCUUUGGUGUCUCUCGGUUUAUGGGGUCCGUUAUCUGGUAAAAUCUCUCGCCUUUCUUCACUGGAGAUAUUCAACAUUAGUUCAAAUUUCUUGUCCGGUACAAUUCCUCAGGAGAUUUCGUUUCUGGAGAAGCUACAAACGCUCAUGCUAGAUGACAAUAUGUUCUCUGGCCAUGUUCCUGAUUGGUUGGGUAGCCUUCCAGUUUUGGCCGUUCUGAGUUUGAAGAAAAACUCUUUGAGUGGACCUCUGCCAAAAUCGUUAGGAACUAUGGAGAAUCUUCGAGUUCUUUCCCUCUCAAGCAAUCGACUAUCUGGAGCGGUUCCUGAUCUUACCAGUUUGACAAACCUUCAAGUGCUUGAUUUGGAAGAUAAUUAUUUGGGACCUCUGUUUCCUCGUCUGGGAAGCAAGCUGAUCACGCUUGUACUCAGAAAGAACCGGUUUAGCUCUGGCAUCCCUUCUGAAGUAAGCUCCUAUUAUCAGCUUCAACGGCUGGACAUCUCUUUCAACAGAUUUAUGGGACCAUUCCUGCCUUCGUUGUUAUCUUUGCCUUCCAUUACUUAUCUGAAUGUCGCAGAAAACAAGUUAAAUGGGUUGCUUUCUGUAAACAUGUCUUGCAAUGCCGAACUGAUUUAUGUGGAUUUGUCUUCUAAUCUCUUAACUGGGAGUUUGCCAAAUUGUCUGCUUUCGGAUUCUGAGAACAGAGUUGUCCUGUAUGCUAGAAAUUGCCUGGAUACUGGAAAUCAAAAUCAGCAUCCAUAUUCCUUUUGCCGAAAUGAAGCUUUAGCUGUGGGAAUAUUACCUCACAAACAAGAGGAGCCACGGAAAGCUUCUAAAGCAAUUCUUGCAUUAGGGGUGGUCGGGGGGAUUUUUGGGGGAGUUUUGCUUGUUGGUCUAAUUUUCUUGGCUCAUAGAAGAGUUAAAGCUAAGAAGGUUAAAGUGCCUCCAACAAAAUUAAUAACAGUGAAUGCGUCAACCGGGUAUACCUCAAAGCUGCUCUCUGAUGCAAGGUAUAUAUCUCAAACAACAAAACUGGGAACACUUGGCCUCCCUGCUUAUCGGACUUUCUCUUUGGAGGAGCUUGAAGAGGCUACAGAUAAUUUUGAUUCAUCAACUUUCAUGAAUGAAGGUUCUCAUGAUCAGAUAUACAGAGGUACGCUGAGUAAUGGUUCCCUUGUCGCUAUUAGAUGCUUGAAAUUGAAAAGGAGAUACAGCACUCAGCACUUUAUGCACAACAUUGAACUAAUUUCAAAACUCAGACAUCGGCAUUUGGUCAGUGCUCUCGGACACUGCUUUGAGUGUUAUCUGGAUGAUUCAAGUGUCAGCAGAAUAUUCUUUGUCUUUGAAUAUGUAUCAAACAGGACACUGAGAAGCCACCUCUCUGAGGGGCUUGCAGGACAAACACUCACAUGGACACAAAGGAUUGGAGCUGCUAUUGGCAUAGCAAAGGGGAUACAAUUCCUGCAUAUGGGAAUUCUUCCCGGUGUGCUUUCGAAUAGUUUGAAAAUAACAGAUGUUCUGUUAGAUCAGAGCCUUGUUGCCAAAAUUAGCAGUUAUAAUCUGCCUUUAUUAACAGAAAAUAUGGGGAAGGCUGUCAUGGGAUUUUCAUCUAGUGGAUCAAAAGAACCUAGUGUUGCUGGAAGCUCAAGACAUGGGGAUAAGGUUGAUAUUUAUGACUUCGGGGUAAUCUUGAUGGAAAUCAUUGUGGGAAGACCAAUCACUUCCCAAGAAGAAGUAGACAUUUUAAAAGAUCAGUUACAAGAAAGCAUUAUGGCUGAUGAUGCGGCUCAAAGGAGCAUCAUUGAUCUAGAAGUACGCAAGGCAUGCGUAUAUGAAUCAUUAAAAACAGUUACUGAAAUAUGCAUCAGGUGUUUGUCCAAGGAACCUGCUGGCAGACCUUCUGUUGACGAUGUGUUAUGGAAUUUGCAGUUUGCUGCUCAAGUUCAAGACUCAUGGAAGGGAGACUCCCAGAGCAGUGAAUGCUCACCAGUUUCACCUUCUCAGCCAGGCCUGCGGCUUGCCUUCCAAUAACAGCAACACUGACAUUCUAAAUGCAUUUUCCAAGCUAUGGUCUCAAUUGACUAUGUCAUCCUUCCAUGCCUUUCAAACAGGGAAAGGAGGGUUAGUUUGUGUAAAUCAAGGAAUCUAGAUAGUCUGCCUGGAAAAAGUUUUCCAUCCAAGCAAUGCUUCAAGCUAUUGAAAUACCCCCUCUACAUAUUAUCGAUCUUUUGGCUGCAAGGUUUUAAAACCAGGAUUGGACACAGGAUCAGACUUCAUUCGGAUCGUGCGUAGAUCUUUGCGAUCAUCUUUGCUUGGAACCUCCAUGUAGUCAACCUCAUUAAGUUAGGAUAAGACUUUGGUGGUGGUGGUGGUUGUAUUAAUCCAAAUCAAGGUUGUUGUACUCCAAUAUGUAAAUUACAUGUUUAUGAAUGAGAUAUGUUGGGUAGAGUA